Molecule: messenger RNA, 575 nt
Organism: Amphimedon queenslandica
Lineage: Eukaryota; Metazoa; Porifera; Demospongiae; Haplosclerida; Niphatidae
Product: eukaryotic translation initiation factor 4 gamma 3-like
Exons: 3
Source: RefSeq, a predicted model, not a curated record
AUGGUAAUCAGUCCUUCAUUGGACUGGUUGGUGUCUUUUAUCUUUCAAAUGACAACGUACAGUAAAGAUGGCAAAUGCAUUGGUCUUAGGAAGUGUUGUGGUACUCCAUACAACAUAUUUCACCUCCCAAUGUCUAGUUCUUCCAAUACUUCUAAGAAGUCAUCAACUACCACUACUGCUGGUGGGCGGGGCUCACAGCCUCAAGCAACUCGUCGGAGCCAAUCAGACGAGAGAUCUGAUACUCUUAAACUAGUGAAGGACUUUUUGAAUCCUCAGCCACCACCUGUAACUCAAGCCACGCCCACUCACACAACGUCCAAGCAAGACAGACUGACGGAAGAGGUGGUGGAGAGGAAAACUACCACAAUAAUAGAUGAACUGUCACAGAAUCAGGACUAUAAGGAAGCUGUAGAGUGUGUGAUAGAGUUAGAGUCUCCUGGUCUAAUGAACGUGUUUGUACAGACUGGCAUCAACCACUCACUGGAGAAAUCAUCAGCAGUUCGGGUAUCAGUUGGGAAACUGUUUGAUACAUUAGUAGCAAAGGAUCUAUUAACAACUGAGAAAUUAAUAUCAGG